Solea solea (common sole) is the source of this 1733-nucleotide messenger RNA. RefSeq names its product choline phosphotransferase 1 (gene chpt1). The transcript is spliced from 8 exons. NCBI's taxonomy places the organism in Eukaryota, Metazoa, Chordata, Actinopteri, Pleuronectiformes, Soleidae. The record is from RefSeq and is a predicted model, not a curated record. Gene Ontology annotation, molecular function: diacylglycerol cholinephosphotransferase activity. Gene Ontology annotation, cellular component: endoplasmic reticulum membrane; Golgi apparatus. Bases 212 to 1363 code for a protein of 383 amino acids. Gene Ontology annotation, biological process: phospholipid biosynthetic process.
UUCCUGCCAAGACGUGACUCGGUGAGAAACGUACGAACUAUCGACAUCUUAUGGUUCCGCCGUGGAAAUGGCCUCGUUGGAUUACUUAGCUCUAAACGCUAAAUGAGUGUGUGUUGUUUGGGUUCGCCCGAGAGAAGAUAGCCCCGGUGUGAAUAACCUACACGGAGCUUGUUUACGGUCAUCGGAGGAGUGACGAGGCAGAAAAGUAACUAUGCCACAUUUGGUGUGGCCGGAGCCGCUGUCAGCAGCUCAGCUGAAGCGGCUGGAGGAGCAUAAAUACAGCGCGUGUGGUCGCUCCCUGUUCGAGCCGCCGUGUCAGAUCUACUGGAACUGGCUGGUCCAGCAGAUUCCGACAUGGGUCGCACCGAACACGCUGACUAUUGUAGGACUGCUGGUCAACAUCGUCUCUACGGUGGUGCUUGUUUAUUAUUGUCCCACGGCAACAGAGGAGGCUCCAGCGUGGGCCUUCUGUCUGAGCGCUCUGGGCCUGUUCAUCUAUCAGUCUCUGGACGCCAUCGAUGGGAAACAGGCUCGCAGGACAAACAGCAGCUCAGCUCUCGGGGAGCUCUUUGACCACGGCUGCGACGCCGUCUCCACAGUGUUUGUUGCCAUUGGAACUUGCAUCUCAUGUGGAAUUGGAAGAUUCCCAGACUGGACGUUCUUCUGUGGGUUCAUCGGGAUGUUCAUGUUCUUCUGCGCCCACUGGCAGACCUACGUGUCCGGCACCCUCCGCUUCGGCCUGGUGGACGUCACAGAAGUGCAGUUCGCCAUCAUGAUCAUGUACCUGAUGUCGGCGUUCGGUGGGCUGAGCCUUUGGCACACCAUGUUGCCCGUCCUCGGCCUGAAGAUGUACGUCUUCCCCAUCGUGGGCAUCAUCGGCGGCGCACUCUACUCCUGCUACAACUACUUCUACGUCAUUCUGAACGGAGGUGUUGGCAAAAAUGGCUCCACUGUGGCUGACACCAGCGUGCUGAGUCCCGGUCUGCACAUCGGCCUCAUCCUCACCUUGGCCUUCAUCAUUUUUAAGAAGUCGUCGAGUCAGCUGUUUGAGGGUCACCCGUGUCUGUACCUGCUCACCUUCGGCAUGGUCAUCGCCAAGAUUUCAAACAAGCUGGUGGUCGCACACAUGACCAAAAGUGAGCUGCACCUGCCCGACACGGCGUUCAUCGGCCCCGGCCUCCUCUUCCUCAACCAGUACUUCAACAGCUUUGUGAACGAGUACGUCGUCCUCUGGGUCGCUCUGGUUCUCUCUAUCGUGGAUCUAACUCGCUACUGUACGGGUGUGUGCCUCCAGAUCGCCUCGCACCUGCGCAUCCAGGUCUUCAGCAUCACGCCGCAGACAAGCCACGCCCACAGCGACUGACAGCUUGCCCGGCGGGAGAAGGCGGGGGGAGGCGCGGACCUCUCCCCGCUCCUGGAAGCAGACGAGGACGACCUGAGCCACUGCAGCCUUGACAAAGUGACCACUUCACAGUAAAACUGCCUCUCUCUCACCACACGGUACAAGAAAACCAAAACAAAGAAAGGAUAUUAACAGAAAUGUACCAAUGUGUCAUAUUAAGCUAUUAGAGUCUCCCUUCCAUACAUUUGAAUUAGUGCAUGUCAAAAACAGAUUAAAAACUUUAAAAGUUAGAAACCAAAAGCUUGGGCAAAUACUUUAAAUUGAAAUGAUAUUUGUUAAAAAUGAAGGCUCUCUUGUAUUUAUUCAACACAUAAAUAUACGACAGCCAGUA